Molecule: messenger RNA, 2879 nt
Organism: Polyodon spathula (Mississippi paddlefish)
Lineage: Eukaryota; Metazoa; Chordata; Actinopteri; Acipenseriformes; Polyodontidae
Product: src-like-adapter 2
Exons: 8
Coding region: 623-1459 (278 amino acids)
Molecular function (GO): protein binding
Source: RefSeq, a predicted model, not a curated record
GAUGAGACAGUAUUAAAAAUGAAUAAAAGAAUAGGCUUGGAUUUCAAAUGUAAUUGUCCAUCUCUGUUUUUGAGAUUUUCUCUUGUGGUUGUGAACUUUGCUUCUAGUUUGAAUGUACUACACGCUUGGUAAACAACAAAGCUUUCCGUGGAACAAACAACAAACAUGUCUGCUGGUUUGUGAUGCGAGACAUAAACAGCAGGAUCCGAGCAGGAGGUGCGUGAAGGCACAUCACUCCUGUCGUCACAGGAAAUUCAGUUUGUGAGUGAGGCAGACCCACAGACAGGGAGAGAGAAGCAGAAACUAACCAGCCCCCAGCUGUACAAAGGCGGUGCUGCUCUGAAUUUACGUCAGCUCACACCUGCACACUGAACUCCAGAGGAACAAGUAAGAGGAGGACUUCAGAACUUCAAACUGUACAGGAGGACUUGAGGGAGAGUGUAGAGAGCGCACAAACACACACACAGAGGAAUACAGCGUCUACCCACUGAGGAUAAAGGACAGGACAGCUGAAGAAACACAGCAUCACACCCAGAAUAACUGAAAGGGUACAAUGAUCCUGCAGAGCCAGAGUUAGUGUGUUGGGAGUUUGUGAUCAGCAGCCAGUGGAAUCCAGUGUGAGAUGGGAAGUCAUCCCACUAAAACAAGGCGCAGCUCUUCCUUGCAGUCCAGCUCAACCAAUCAGCAGACAGCCUCCACUCCACAGCAGAACAGCAUGACCCUGCCCUGCAACACAGCUCUUAAGAAGUAUGUGGCAGUGUCUCUUUACACCUACCCUUCUGGAGGGCCGGCAGAGGCUACUGUUCGAGUAGGAGAGAGGCUCAAUGUACUUUCAGAGGAAGGCGACUGGUGGAAAGUGUCCUCUUCAGCAACAGGCAAAGAAGGGUACAUACCGAGCAACUAUGCAGCCAAAGUAUAUCAGAGGUGGCUCUAUGAAGGAAUCAGCCGUGACAAGGCAGAGGAGCUGCUGCUCCUACCUUACAACCGUGCCGGGUCUUUUCUGAUCCGGGAGAGCCAGACUCGCAGAGAUUCGUAUUCAUUGUCGGUGAGGAGGUCUAACAGUGGCACGUGGGAGUCCAUCAAACACUAUCGUAUCAACCGACUGGGGAACGGCUGGUUCUACAUCUCCGCACGCCUCACCUUCCCCUCCCUUCAGCACAUGGUCGACUUUUACACAGACUCAGGAGAGGGUCUGUGCUGCACUCUGAACGAACCAUGCUACAUCCAGGGCUCCAAUAACGUCCCAGUUCAGAACAUGCCAGAACCCACCAUGGUGAGGAAGCCCACCCUCAACUGGAAGGAUGUAGACAGCUCCAUGUUGUUCGGUACGAAGAAAGAAGACACAGAGGAGUCUCUGGUGAGCGAAGGUCUGCGUGAAGCCAUUAACUCUUACCUGUACAUGACGGAGGAGAGGGGCUCUGAUCAGGGGGGCUGCAGCAAGAGCUGGAAGACAUGCUGAGCAAUGACACAGUGCAAAAAAAGGAACAUAAUUAGUGAUUAUCAUUUUUUGCAUAGCUCACACUGCGCCCGGUGACCAAAUUUAGAAACUGUGGUUCCUUAGAUGAAGGAACUUUCAAGAUGAAUGUCCUGCUCACCCUGGAUCUCCAAGACCAACAGAGUAGAGUGAAGCUUUGAACGAGAAGAUUAUUGACUGCAGAAAAACUAGGUGCUGUUAGUUCUCAUUGCUAGCACUAUUACUGUCCAGCAAGCCAAAAGACUCUUUAAGAUACUCGACAAGCGCUCUGGGAUCCUCCCCCCUCUCCUCUAUAAUGAGGACUGGUCUAGGGGGUCUUUGACAUUCACAAGACAGGAGAGAGCUCCACUGUAGGGACACCCACGUACGUCUUCAUGUUUUCUUUGGACAGUCGGCUUAUGGUUCAGGUUUUCCCAGAACAAGUCUGUUUCAUGUAAUCGAUCUGUAAAGUGAUUACAUGUUUGUUAAACAUAAUAUCAUAAUGUGAUCCAGGAAGUGUGCAGCCCUUUGGGUCAGUCCUUUCAAAGUUAAAAUAAAAAAUUGUAAUAAGUGGCUUUUAUCUGUUUAACAAAAAGUGACAUUAAAAAGAAGUCAUAUAAGGCACACUAUCCUCUUAGCUGUAGAUGGGAUGUUUUUGUAGAUUGGAUUGAGUUUCUCGCUCUGGCACAAUCAGCUCAUUUGUUGAGCCCUGCUUGGCCGUUUGCUUCUUUAGAGAUUGUUUCAGCCACAGGAAGCAGGUCGAUACUCACAGGAAAUAGCCGAGAUACCAUGUAUUGCUAAGUGGAAAUAUCUGAUGUCAUUGCAAGCCUUCAGGCCUUGGCGUGACCACUGAACCCUUGGUGUGGGCAACUGAACAAAUGAAGCAAGCUGCCAGAGUAGGCAAAGUUUGGACCGUUUUUUAAGCACAACUUUAGGGGUUGCAAAUAAAGCCUUUUUGGUAUUUUUCCAGGAUGAAUGGGGAUGAGAAGUUAAAAUUAGCAGACAAAUAAAAUGCACACUAAUUAAAUGGCACCACAGUGUUUAGCAAUGAUUCGUAAAGGCUUAGUUACAGCGUGAUUCAACCGCAUGUAAUCAACCGCAUGUAAUUCCUAUUUGGUAAUUCUUAACUCUGUCACUUGUCAAAACAUUUCUGGACUAGACUAACAAGUUUUACUUGUGAAUCUGUUUUAAAGUAACGUGAAAGUGAAAUGACAGAAGGGGGUUAUGUUCUGUACUGUUAUUUAAAACCACAGCAGUGUGUUUGUUACAGGAAAUAAUUCAAUGUUUUUAAUGUGUUGUUGUUUUUUUUUUAUCAUGACUGUUUUAUUUUUAUCAAGUGGGACAGAUACAUUUGAAAAUUGUGACCCUUUCAUUGAAUUUUGCUGGGGUGAGGUGUAAACUUGAGGUUAUCUUGUGUACAUAUUAA